Messenger RNA from Exophiala xenobiotica, 1158 nucleotides. RefSeq names its product chlorophyll synthesis pathway protein BchC. The transcript is spliced from 5 exons. The record is from RefSeq and is a predicted model, not a curated record. Lineage: Eukaryota; Fungi; Ascomycota; Eurotiomycetes; Chaetothyriales; Herpotrichiellaceae. The coding region runs from base 7 to 1056 and encodes 349 amino acids. Gene Ontology annotation, molecular function: zinc ion binding; oxidoreductase activity.
GUCAACAUGGGUUCCUCAGGUCUCCCCUCCAAGAUGAAGGCGCUGAGGUACGAGAAGCCAGAAGUAUUCAGCGUCGUCGAGGCACCCCUUCCUCAGCUCCGUGAGCACGAUGUUUUGGUCAAGGUCAAGGCCUCUGGUGUCUGCGGUACUGAUCUUCAUAUUCAUGAGGGUGAAUUUUUGGCCAAGUUCCCAUUGAUUCCUGGUCACGAAACCGUCGGUGUCGUUGCUGCUCUUGGACCAAAAGUCAAGGGUUUCAAGGUCGGUGACCGUGUGGUUGCCGACAACUCUGAACUCUGCGGAGAAUGCUUCUACUGCCGUCGUGGCGAGGAGCUUCUCUGUGAAGACUUCCAAGCACACGGUGUCACCAUGGACGGUGGCUUCGCUGAGUACUGCGCAUACCCAGCCAAGAGAGUCUUCCAGAUCAAGAACCUCAGCGACGUCGAUGCCACUCUUCUCGAGCCGGCUUCCUGCGCUGCCCACGGUCUGGACAAGAUAGCUCCCAAGAUGGGUUCCAGUGUGCUCAUGUUCGGUGCGGGACCUACGGGUCUCGUCUUGGCUCAGCUGCUGCGUCUGAACGGCGGCUGCCACGUCGUUAUUGCUGCUCCUGAGGGUCUCAAGAUGAACCUGGCCAAGUCUCUCGAUGCUGCGGAUGAAUACGUCGAGCUGUCCCGUAAGAACCCAGAGGCACAAUUCGAGAAACUGAAGGCCGAGAACCCAUACGGAUUCGACAUCGUUGUUGAAGCCACCGGCAGCGUCAAGAUUUUGGAGGACUCGAUCAACUAUGUCCGAAGAGGUGGCAAGCUCGUCGUGUAUGGCGUCUAUGCCAACAAGGACCGUGUCUCUUGGCCACCAAGCAAGAUCUUUGGUGACGAGAUCACCAUUCUCGGUUCUUUCAGCGAGACCUACAAGUUCCCUGCUGCCAUCGACUAUCUCGAUAGCGGCAAGGUCAAGGUCAAGGGCAUUGUCAACAAGACCUUCAAGUUGGAGCAAUGGGCCGAUUGUCUGGAAGCAAUGAAGAACAAGAGCGCCAUUAAGGCCGCAAUCGUCUUCGACUAAGUUGCACGUUCGUGUUGGCGGACAAGUGGAAAAGCAUCGUGUCGAUGUAGCCUGCAUACAAACUUGGUGUAAAUCUCUCCAUAUCUGUGAUGUAAAAAGGCC